CCGGACCACCAGGUUCCGAGGCUCUUUUCCAUUCCCGGGAUCUCGCCCGCUCUCCGCUACGCAGGUCUUGAAGCCGCUUCUCUGCCCGAGUUCGGUCUGGUCCAGCCCGAUUGCUUUCUCUGUACUUUGUGCCGCUAAGUUUUGGAGCACCAGUUCCCAGCCUCUGGGUGAAUUUCGGCUUUCAUUCAUGAACGAGCAUUUCCAUGGGCCUGUCUACCAUGAUGGGCAGCAGUACAUCCUGCAGCUGUCUGAUGAAGUACACAUCUAAGAGCUGGAGCAAUUCCUUUGUUGACAAAUAACUGCAAAGCAGUAUAUGUGGCAGCUGUCCUCUGGGAAGCACCAGGAAUUAUUCUUGGCAGAAGUAUUGUAGAAGAGAAUUCUUGACAAUGGCUUCAGCAGUGCUUAGUUCUGUUCCCACUACUGCUUCUCGCUUUGCUCUCUUGCAAGUGGAUAGUGGCAGUGGUUCUGAUUCUGAGCCUGGAAAAGGCAAAGGUCGGAAUACUGGAAAGUCUCAAACAAACAAAUCAACUACAAAUGAGAAAAAGAGAGAGAAAAGGAGAAAAAAGAAGGAACAACAACAGAGUGAAGCAAAUGAGCUCAGGAAUCUUGCUUUUAAGAAAAUACCCCAGAAGUCCUCCCACGCAAUUUGCAGUACUCAACAUGAACUUUCAUUGUCAAACCCAGUACAGAAGGAUUCACGAGAAGAAAAUUGGCAAGAGUGGAGACAAAGAGAUGAACAGCUUACAUCUGAAAUGUUUGAAGCAGAUCUUGAGAAGGCAUUGUUGCUAAGCAAAUUAGAAUAUGAAGAACAUAAAAAGGAGUAUGAAAAUAUUGAAAACCCUUCAACUCAGUCAAAGGUUAUGAAUAAAAAAGAUAAAAGAAAGAAUCAUCAGGGAAAAGACAGACCUCCUACGGUAUCUCUAAAAGAUUUUCAAUCUGAAGAUCACAUUAGUAAAAAGACUGAGGACAUGAGUUCUUCUCAGACUUUAUCAUCUGAUGGAGGAUUCUUCAAUAGAUUGGAAGAUGAUGUUCAUAAGAUACUUAUUAGAGAAAAAAGAAGAGAACAGCUUUCAGAAUAUAAUGGAACAGAUAAUUGUGCAGCUCACGAACACAACCAGGAAGUUGUUCUGAAGGAUGGAAGAAUUGAAAGAUUAAAGUUAGAGCUGGAAAGGAAAGAUGCUGAAAUCCAGAAGCUGAAAAAUGUGAUCACUCAGUGGGAGGCAAAAUAUAAAGAAGUAAAAGCAAGAAAUGCACAGUUAUUGAAAAUGCUUCAAGAAGGUGAAAUGAAAGAUAAAGCAGAAAUACUUCUGCAAGUUGAUGAAUCACAAAGUAUCAAAAAUGAGCUAACUGUACAGGUGUCCUCACUUCAUGCUGCAUUAGAACAAGAAAGAUCUAAAGUGAAAGUAUUACAGGCUGAGUUAGCCAAAUACCAGGGUGGCAGAAAAGGGAAAAGGAACUCUGAAUCCGACCAGUGUAGGUGAUUACAUUAGCCUGAAAAUUUAAGAUUUUCAGGGUUUUGCAAAAAUGUACAUAUUAAAUGCUGUGCAACUGCUAAACUAUGCAGUUUUUGUUGAAGAAAUUGAAAACAUAUGGCUCACUAACCGUCUAUAAUUUUAUGUUCUUUUGGCUUGAAGUGAAAGAAAAAUAGAAUUCCAGCAGAACUCAGUGAUUAUUAUUUGCCAUCCAUACUUAUCACUUUAGUUUUUCAUCAGUCAAUAAAAUUAAUUUACUCUUUUAUUUAUGUUUUAUUUUUUAAAAUUCAGAAACAAUGCUUAUUGCUUAUUGCACAAUCAGUUGGGUUAUUUCAGUUCAAUAAGUACUUAAUCAGAACUUUUUGUAUGCCAAACCCUAUGGCACAUACAAGGUGUAUGAAACAUGGCUAAUAAUGUAAAAUUAGCUCAAGGACAAUGGGGGGGGCAGUUAAAGACAACACCAAAAAUAAUUAUCAUAUAUGUAAGAGUGAUAUUACAUAGUUUGGGAUUUGAGAAAACUUUCAUGAGAUAGUUUUUUGGGGCUAUAUACACCUUUUCUGUAAAUUUUUGAGAGAUGCUCUGCAGAAGGAACAAAAUCUGGACUGGAAUAUUUGUUUAAAAAUAAUUUGGCUUCUGGACAGAAACAUGACACAAUGGGAAUAGAAAGUAUUGAUAAGAGAGAGAAAUGAGUGAGAAUUUUCACUGAGAUAAUGAUGAGUAGUUUAUUAUAUUCAUUUUUUAAAAAAGAUUUAUUUGUGCAUACAGAACUGGAGUACAGGCCAGCGGU
Condylura cristata (star-nosed mole) is the source of this 2259-nucleotide messenger RNA. RefSeq names its product G kinase anchoring protein 1 (gene GKAP1). Lineage: Eukaryota; Metazoa; Chordata; Mammalia; Eulipotyphla; Talpidae. The transcript has 14 exons. The record is from RefSeq and is a predicted model, not a curated record. Gene Ontology annotation, biological process: signal transduction. Gene Ontology annotation, cellular component: Golgi apparatus. The coding region runs from base 387 to 1481 and encodes 364 amino acids.